Mycena citricolor is the source of this 233-nucleotide messenger RNA. Lineage: Eukaryota; Fungi; Basidiomycota; Agaricomycetes; Agaricales; Mycenaceae. The record is from the annotation of a GenBank genome assembly.
CGAAAAUGCAUGAUAUGCAUGCCAGAAAAUACGCAGGAUAGGCGCAGGUGCAGGCUAUGCACGGUCAAAAAGUGCACGAUAUGCACUACAGGAAAUCUGCAGAAUAUGCGCAGCGCACAAUAUGCGCCAGUGCAGGCUAUGCACACUCAAAAUGCACGAUAUGCACACCCAAAAUACGCAGACUAUGCGCAGCACACGAUAUGCACCAUCAAAAUGCGCGAUAUGCACAGUAA